AUGGAUAAUCCAUUUGUAUAUGGUGGUCCGCUACAGCACAUUAACCCAUUAGACGGAUCCUUCAACCCAAACUGGGACACGACCGGGACAACUAUUGAAAGUCAUGCAGAUAUAUUAACAGGUAGAGGUGUAGUAGUGUGGGGUGGCCAAGGUACACCUAACUUACCAGGCAAUGGUCCAAAUCAUAACGCCAAUCGUCAUUCUAGACCAUAUUUAGGAGGAAAUUUCAAUCCUUUAUAUCACAAGAAGAAGAAACUGGCUAGAGAAACAAGAAGUCAGCCUUAUUACAAUCCACAUCAUUAUAAUCCAAAUCAUCUAAAUCAAUCAACAAGUCAUUAUAAUAACCAACAUGGUAAUUAUCAUCAAAACAACCACCAGUCAUUUGUGAGAAGAGGAGUUAAUAAUAAUCGAGGUGGAAGAGGGAGAGGAAACUCUCACCAUGGAAAUGGAGGCCGUCCAGCAAUUGGACAAGGUAGUUUUAAUCCAGCAGUAGGACAAGGAAAUUAUCAACGUUUAGCAAUUGAAGCUUCCAAUAACGCUGAAGGAAGUAGCUCAGGAAAUUCAAACAAUCAAAACAAUCAGUAA
Messenger RNA from Melampsora larici-populina 98AG31, 585 nucleotides. RefSeq lists its product as uncharacterized. The transcript has a single exon. Bases 1 to 585 code for a protein of 194 amino acids. NCBI's taxonomy places the organism in Eukaryota, Fungi, Basidiomycota, Pucciniomycetes, Pucciniales, Melampsoraceae. The record is from RefSeq and is a predicted model, not a curated record.